GAUUGGGUGCUUGGCCGUCCCCGCGCCAUUAGCGCGUAACGAGGUACAGCUUGCUGCGGCAGAGACGCCAGAGGUGCAGCUCCAGCAGCAAUGGCAGUAACGGCGUUGGUGGCGCGGACGUGGCUUGGCGUGUGGGGCGUGAGGACCAUGCAAGCCCGAGGCUUCGGCUCGGAUCAGUCCGAGAAUGUCGACCGGGGCGCGGGCUCCAUCCGGGAAGCCGGUGGGGCCUUCGGAAAGAGAGAGCAGGCUGAAGAGGAACGAUAUUUCCGAGCACAGAAUAGAGAACAACUGGCAGCUUUGAAAAAACACCAUGAAGAAGAAAUCGUUCAUCAUAAGAAGGAGAUUGAGCGUCUGCAGAAAGAAAUUGAGCGGCAUAAACAGAAGAUCAAAACGCUAAAACAUGAUGAUUAAGUGCACACAGUUCCCCAUAGAAUGGCACAUGUCACUGCCCACUUCUGUGUAGACAUGGUUCUGGUUUAAUUAAUAUUUGUCUGUGUGCUACUAACAGAUUAUAAUAAAUUGUCAUCAGUGAACUGU
Chlorocebus sabaeus (green monkey) is the source of this 537-nucleotide messenger RNA. RefSeq names its product ATP synthase inhibitory factor subunit 1 (gene ATP5IF1). Gene Ontology annotation, molecular function: ATPase inhibitor activity. Gene Ontology annotation, cellular component: mitochondrion. Gene Ontology annotation, biological process: negative regulation of ATP-dependent activity. The record is from RefSeq and is a predicted model, not a curated record. Lineage: Eukaryota; Metazoa; Chordata; Mammalia; Primates; Cercopithecidae.